This is a messenger RNA of Trichomonas vaginalis G3, 1065 nucleotides long. Its product is annotated as ribonuclease inhibitor domain-containing protein. The transcript has a single exon. The coding region runs from base 1 to 1065 and encodes 354 amino acids. The record is from RefSeq and is a predicted model, not a curated record. Lineage: Eukaryota; Parabasalia; Trichomonadida; Trichomonadidae.
AUGGAUAUUGUAUUUCCUAGUAAUCUGACAUUAAUUGAUUCUGAUGCUUUUUCUAAUAUAGCAACACUAAAAUCCAUUUCAUUUUCAUCUGUCAAGCCAUUAGUAAUAAAUAGAGAAAGUUUUAUUAAUUGUUCUGCAUUGAAAACUAUGACUUUCUCUUGCACAAAUAAUAUUUCAUUGGGAAUUUCUUGUUUCUCUGGCUGUUCGUCUCUAGAAGGAAUAAAUAUUCUGUUGUAUGUGAAACAAGUAUCAACAAGCUGUUUCGAGAAUUCUGGAAUCAAAUCAGUCACAUUUGAAUCUCAAAAGUCAUCAUUCGACAUCAUUCCUUCUCUUUUCUUCAAAGGAUGUCGUGGAUUGAGCGAAAUUAUUAUUCCACCAAGCAUUGUCACGCUUGGUUCAGAAUGUUUCAGUUGGACAUCGAUUGAAUCUAUCACAAUCCCAAGUUCUGUUGAAAUGAUCUCAAUGCAAUGUUUCAAAGAUUGUCGUUCACUCGCGAGCAUCACAGUUGAUUCAUCAAGUCAAUUAAGUCGAAUUGAGUAUUUAUCAUUUGAGAAUUGUUUCAAACUCUCAACGAUCAAUCGAUUCGAGUCUGCUGGUUUUAUCUGUGAUGGCAUUGCUGUUUAUAGUAUUGGAUAUGAUCGACUUGUUGUUUAUCCACCUGCAUCAACACGUGCAUUCUUCACACUGAAAGACACGAUCAACCGUGUUGAAGAUUCUGCAUUUCUCAUGUGUCGAAACAUUGAGUCUAUCAUGUUACCCGACAGUGGCAUCACAAGCAUCGGUCGAAGUGCAUUUCGAGGAUGUUCAUCUCUGAAACACAUCAGCAUUCCAUCCAGUAUCACGAGUAUUGGUGAGAGCGCAUUCACCGACUGUCCACUUCUCCGCUGUGGUGCAGUUGUUCAGAACAAGACUCGUCCAUUCUUAUUCAUGCUUGCACAAUCUGGUCUCCAUAUCUCUAUUUCCAACACUUCUGACUGUUUCAUCCAAACAUGUCCAUUCAGAUGUCAUCAAUCGAAUGUCGUUUCUAUCUUUUCUAUUUCUGUUUUUAUUCUUAUGUAUAUUUAA